CAAAUGAGUUAUUGGCGAAGGAGAGUAUAAGAAAGUUGAAGCAAAGCUUAGAGGAUGAUGGUCACCCAUUUUAUUCUCUCAUCAUCGAUGAAACUACAGAUGUGUCAACAAAAAAAUCUCUGGUUAUAGUGAUAAGCUUUUUGAUAAGAUAGGAGUAAAAGAUACAUUUCUAAGUUUGAUUCAAGUAGAAAGUGCUACAUCUGAAUCUAUAUUUAAUGCAAUAAUUAAUGUUUUAAAUACUUAUGGUAUAUCUCUUGAAAAUAUGAUUGGAUUUGGUGCAGACAAUGCUAGUGUGAUGAUGGGACAUAAAGCAGGAGUUCAAGCUAAGUUUAAGGAGAAAAAUAAAGAUUUGUUUGUUUUGGGGUGCACAUGCCAUUCAUUGCACUUAUGUUCCAGUGCAGCUUGUACAAAAUUACCAAAGUCUGUUGAGGAGUUUGUGAGAAGUUUAUAUAACCAUUUUUCCAAUAGUGCUAAGCGGAUUGCAGACUUUGAACAAUUCCAAUUUUUUAUUGAUUUGAAGCCCCAUAAAAUGUUACGUCCAUCACAGACAAGAUGGCUGUCUCUGCAGGCUGUGGUGGAUAGGGUUCUUACAGUAUGGGAAGCUCUUAAACUUUAUUUUACUAACUUUAUUUUUGAAACUAAAAUAGAUAGUUUGCAUGUAGACGGAAUUCUACUUGAACACUUAAAAAAUCCUAUAUAUAUAUUAUACUUGCUAUUUCUUUCUUAUAUACUAAAUGUAAUAAACUCAAUGAAUCUAAUAUUUCAGUCUGAAAACACUCAAAGUCAAAAUUUGUAUUCUAAAUUUACAAGCACAUAUAAAACAAUAUUAAAAAAUUACAUCAAAAAAGAUAUUACUAAUAAUAUGCAAUUGUCUAAAAUUAAUACUGCUAACCCAGAUUUUUUUGUAAACCUUGAAGAUUUAUAUAUAGGGCCAAAGGCAGCAUUAUUUUUAAGUGAAAACAGUAUCUUGGAGUCAGAAUUAAACAAGUUUAGGGUAAAUAUAUUAGGUUUUUAUGUUGAACUUUCGACACAAAUAAGAAAAAGAUUUAAUUUUGAUGACACUUUUUUACAAUUUUUAACUAAUUUUCAGCCCAAAGUAGCUAUGAGUGGCGAUAUUGCGUCAAUUUUUGAAGCUCAAAAGUAUUUUAAAUUUCUCAAUUUAUCCCCUCAGAAAUUAGACUUAGAGUGGCGAAUGUUACCAGAUAUUGAUUUAAAAAAACAAACAACUGAUUUUGAUUCUUUUUGGUCACACGUAUUUGACUGUAAAAACGAGCUAGAUAUUGAAAUGUUUCCAAACCUAACAAAAUUAAUAAAGACUCUAAUGUGCCUGCCUCAUUCUUCUGCUGCAGCCGAAAGAAAAUUUUCUAAAUUAAGUCUUAUUAAAAACGAUCUAAGAAAUAGACUGAAUAUAACUACGUGCAAUUCCAUCUUAUUAUCCUUAGAUAUGCUGGAUAAUAACGUAUGCUAUACAUGGCAACCUUCAGAAAAACUUUUGCAACAAAAGCCAAAAUAUUUAUAGAAAUAUAAAAUGUAAUUAAUUAUUUAUUGUAUAAUAUGUAUACAUCAUUAGUUAAUAGGUUUACUUUUGUUUUUUGUUAUUUAAGUAUCUGGACAAAGAGACAUUUUUUUUAUAUAAAUAUACAUAUCUUAUUUU
This is a messenger RNA of Anthonomus grandis grandis, 1654 nucleotides long. RefSeq lists its product as uncharacterized. Bases 263 to 1519 code for a protein of 418 amino acids. NCBI's taxonomy places the organism in Eukaryota, Metazoa, Arthropoda, Insecta, Coleoptera, Curculionidae. The transcript is spliced from 2 exons. The record is from RefSeq and is a predicted model, not a curated record. Gene Ontology annotation, molecular function: protein dimerization activity.